Messenger RNA from Meloidogyne enterolobii, 227 nucleotides. Lineage: Eukaryota; Metazoa; Nematoda; Chromadorea; Rhabditida; Meloidogynidae. The record is from the annotation of a GenBank genome assembly.
UUUUCGCCUGCGGCGCUGAAAAAAUAAGAAAUUGUUUUGGAGUAUAUAAUUUAUAUGGAAUGGGCAGAAAACGUAUUGAGUGGAAUACAAGUAGAAGAGGUUGAAUGGUAUAUCGGAAGAUUUGGAUGGAUGAAGGUGGAUUUAAAGUUACAUCAUGUGAUUUCAAGGGGUCAUAGGUAUUAUCGAGGGAUUUGGGUGUGAUAUCGAGGGAUUGAGCUGUGAAAGGU